UCGGUCGGCUCUCCACGUGAAACAAAAAAUUUAAAAUAAAUCUUGUUCACUUCAGAAAUUCACUUACGGAUGUAAAUGUUGUGUGGUUUCGCUGUCAUAACCUAGUCAUGCAGAUUGACAAGCAUGUUGUAGAUGAUCUAAAACUGAAAGAUCAUAUCAUGAUUUGAAGAAUGUCUCUAGAAAUUCAAGCAGAUAUUGCAAAUUCAUUGCGUUUCCUUGAAUCAAGCAAGGCCACUGAACGGAAUAAACAUGCCAACAAAAUGAAAUGCUUUUUGGAAAAAACAACAGUAGUAAAAUUGAUUGAUAUAAACUCUGAUGUUGGCAAGAAAAAUGCCAUCACUUGGGAUUGUAUUCAAAGAUCUGUUCAAAAUUAUGUUGUAAAUGAAAUUAAAAUUUUAAAAGUGAACAAAUCAAGAACAUCUCAGUCAACUUUGAUUAAUAAUAAAGAAAAAAAGAGACAGGAGGCAAUAUCAUUUUUGAAAUAUGUCAUUAAGAUAGCAGACAACAGAGAUUUGAAUCGUUUAAAUGCAAAAGAUCUUGUUCAGCAUAUUUUACAUAUGUUAAAACACGAAGAUAAAGCAAUUGUUAUUGAUUAUCAAAACAUUUUAUUAAAACAUGUACUUACUUCAAAAAUAUAUUGCUGUGAAAUUUCAUCACUUUUAUGGAAAGAUUUGAUCUCAACUACUUGUACUCUUAUCACAUCAUGUAAUGGAGAACGAUCUGUUUCCAUGAAGACACUUAUGCAUAUCAUUUCGGCUGCUGCUGCUCAAGUUGAUUUGACAUCUACACAACUUUUUACAUUUUUUGGCAUGAUUAUUCAAGGUUUAAGUAAAGAAAAUAAUGCUCAAUUCUUGGAAUUUCUCCUCAAUGCUCUACUGACAUUUUCUAAAGCAGUAGCAAUUGAUUAUCGCUGUCAACUUUGUCAGCUUGGUGAAGAUAUUAUUCCACAUCUGUUGCAAGUUUGGAUCAAACCAAUACCUGCUUCUGUGAAGGAAAGUUUGGUGACAAUUCUAAAUUUACAAAUGAAGAUUCAUCAUCCACAUGGUGUCUGUGACGAAAAACAUGGCGCUUGGUGUUUCAAUUCUUCACAGUGGAAGAAAUGUCUUCUGAAGUUAUAUAAAACAAUUUCUUCGGAGAUCGAGCAAGCCAGCGGACGCGUGAGAGGACAAAAUAUGAAGUUGGAAUCUGGUCUUACAUCGUCUAUGGUCAAUCUUGCGUCACACGUGUGUCAUCAGCUGUUCUGGUUGCAAUCUAAAAGUCUUAUAUCAUUAGAGUCCAGUACAAUCGAAGAUUCCAAUUCUUUAAAGAGAAGAAAAAUUGAUAUAUGUUGGACAAGUUUAGUUGAUAUUUUCAAUAAUAGUCAAGAGACAUCAACUUUAUUAUCGUGGCUUCAGAUAGCAACAAAAAUCUUGUCGACAUUCCCAGGAUCACUUCCCAGCGAAGAAUACGUUCCCUUGAUUUGUUCACUCUAUAAAUUACAGGUUGAGAGUAAAAGGGUUGAAAUAAUUCUAGCCGUCAUGACAUGUGAAAAGCAUUUCGCCUCUCAGCAUUGCCAUUUGCCUGAAGUAAACAUUGAAAAUGCUAUCGUAAAGACAACUUGGAGCAACAUUUGGAACAGUACUUUAAGAAAUUGUUGUUCUCACGCGUUACAAGAUGUUAGUUUUCAGCUUUUAGAAGUUAUUGUGAAGGAGAAACUUGUAAAUGCUGAUUUAGAACCAUGGAAAUUACUGACAAAUUCCGUUUGUAGUUCUUCACAUGAUUCCUUAAACUUUAUCUGCACGUACAUCACAGCGUUUCCUCUGCCAGAACAUUUCAACCUGUCAAACAACAUUUUUCAAAAUGUACCAUGUCAUUAUCCGUUACGUCAUCAGUUAUUUGAUUGGUUGUUGCCGCCAAAGAACAAGAUUGAAGAGCAAGGCUCAAGUAUUUUUGUAACUUAUACAAAACUAUUUUCAAGAUGUCGUAAGGAUGUUCUUUCGUAUAUUCUUGUAAUUCUUACUCAACGACAAUGUUCAUGUUCUUUGCUUCAACCUCCACUUCAAAGAGCUUCGUGCAGUAAUUUUGACGAAAAAUUGAAGAGAAUUGAGACAAAUUACCUUGUCUCUUCUUUCGAUGAGAUGGUGGAGUCUUCGCUUGUCGACUCGAACACUUUAAAUAAAACACAAAGCUCGUCCGCUGUAAAUGAUACGGUUAGUGAGUUGUUGGAAUAUCUUGUUAAACGUUUGGUGGAAAUAUCUGAGAAAAUUAUGGAAUCAGAAGAGUGCUGUGGAUUAUCCUCAUCUCAAAAAUUUCAAUCUAUUGAUGGGAAAUGCGGAUUUUUUGCAAACUUUUGCAGUUUAAUGUCGAAACUUAUGGGAUUAAUGCUUCAUUUGAAAGUUUUCACUUUCGAAGAUCUAAAGAAAUCCUCGCUCUUUCUUGUUUCACAGAAUAUUUUUAAAGCUUUGUCUCAAGGAAUGUUUGAAUGCUCACGUCAUCCAAAUGAUUUAGAAAAAAACGCUCUCACUCAAUCCUUUGGGGACAUUUUAAAGGAUUUGUUUCUCUUUGAUUAUUUCUCCACGAACAUGAAAAAACAUUUUGAAGAGUAUUUUAAUGAAACUAUGAAAAUUUUGAGGUCUUUGAUGCCGAAGCAAAUGAUUAAUUGUAUGAUGAAUAUUGUCUUGGAAGAGAAUCGACAACAAAACAAAACACGAGUAGCUAUUGAUGUAUUUGAUGGAACAUUUGUUGAAUCAGAUGGAGUAGAGGAUGGGUUUGAAUCCACUGAUAAAUCUGCCACCCAAAAAUCCAAUCAAGAUUUUCAUUUAGAUAGUUUAUCUCGAAAUGAAAAGUUAAGACUUUGUUACAUGAAGAUCGUUAGCUUACUCUGCUCAUGCGCAGUAGAAGAAGAUGAAUCGUCACAUUGUCUUAGACCUCUGGAAGAUAAAAUUUUUGAUUUCUUUCGUUCAGCGAAGUUUGAUAUUCUGAAAACAUUUCAUUCAAAGUUGGUAAGCUCACGCGUUGUCACUAAGCGUUUUCUAUAAUAGCAAUUUUAGUAAUUUAUCAAUUUUUAAUGUAAAUUUUUAGUUCUUU
Messenger RNA from Xenia sp. Carnegie-2017, 3066 nucleotides. RefSeq names its product serine-protein kinase ATM-like. NCBI's taxonomy places the organism in Eukaryota, Metazoa, Cnidaria, Anthozoa, Malacalcyonacea, Xeniidae. Bases 171 to 3017 code for a protein of 948 amino acids. The record is from RefSeq and is a predicted model, not a curated record. Gene Ontology annotation, molecular function: protein serine/threonine kinase activity. The transcript is spliced from 25 exons.